AUGGCAGAAUUGUUGGAUCCACCAAAAGAGCCCAGGGAGGCUUCGAGAGCCCUAUUCAAACGCCUUUGGCGUUCUACUUUGCUGGGUCAACCGCUUCUUCCCUUCCUCUUCCAUAACACCGACUUUGAGUCUUCCCUCCUUCAGCAAGGCACUGAUGGUGGCAAUCUCCAAACCAGCACAUCAAAACCAUCGGCUACCUACUGGGAUGUCACUCCCUCAGUUCCCUCGCCUUCAUCAAUUUUUGCUCCUAAGAGUCUGCACACUGUUCAACGCCUAAUUCUGAAACAAUGGGCUCCCCGCGCGAUAAGUGGAGCGGAUCUUCUGAAGGACUGCCUGGCUAAUCGGCGGUUUCUCUCAACGGGCUUUUCUCAACUCGAUUCUCUUCUCAACGGUGGUUUAAUGACUGGCGAGAUAACCGAAGUUUUCGGGGCCUCAGCAGUCGGAAAGACGCAGAUCUGUCACAGCGCCGCAGCGGCUGCCGCCAUUUCAUCACAUCUUUUUCAGCCCGACACACCCUUAUCUGAAUCGUUGACGGAGGCUCGUGGUCCCACAGUCCUCUAUCUCGACACCAAGGGCGAAUUCGAUGCCACCCGAUUGCGAAGUAUCAUUCGCUCUAUGCUGAAAAAGAAGUGCCAUCUGGAGGAUAUGCUUUACUGUUUGUGUGUCUCGCAUCGGCAGUGGAGGCACCACCAGACCUGUAUUCAGGUGUCAACAGUAAACGUGGCCCUCUGA
Echinococcus granulosus is the source of this 732-nucleotide messenger RNA. Its product is annotated as DNA repair protein RAD51. The record is from RefSeq and is a predicted model, not a curated record. The transcript has 5 exons. Gene Ontology annotation, cellular component: replication fork; Rad51B-Rad51C-Rad51D-XRCC2 complex; centrosome. Gene Ontology annotation, molecular function: single-stranded DNA binding; four-way junction DNA binding; ATP binding. Bases 1 to 732 code for a protein of 243 amino acids. Lineage: Eukaryota; Metazoa; Platyhelminthes; Cestoda; Cyclophyllidea; Taeniidae. Gene Ontology annotation, biological process: telomere maintenance; DNA strand invasion; reciprocal meiotic recombination.